Molecule: messenger RNA, 2632 nt
Organism: Lampris incognitus (smalleye Pacific opah)
Lineage: Eukaryota; Metazoa; Chordata; Actinopteri; Lampriformes; Lampridae
Product: differentially expressed in FDCP 6 homolog
Exons: 11
Coding region: 59-1924 (621 amino acids)
Cellular component (GO): cytoplasm; nucleus
Source: RefSeq, a predicted model, not a curated record
GCGACGUAUCAAAACCAAAGGGUAGACGAAAAAAAAAAAAACUGAGAGAACACCAGAAAUGAAUCCUGCCGCAGACAUGGACCUUCGCGCAGAACUGCUGAAGUCCAUUUGGUAUGGCUUCACAGCUUUGGAUCUAGAGAAGAGUGGAAAAGUGUCCAAGUCUCAGCUUAAGGUACUGUCCCACAAUCUUUGCACAGUUCUGUGUAUUCCACAUGACCCAGUUGCUUUAGAGGAACACUUUAGGGAUGAUGACGAUGGACCCGUGUCAAGCCAGGGCUACAUGCCUUACCUCACAAAAUAUAUCCUGGACAAGGUUGAAGAGGGCUGUUUUAAGAAGGAGAACGUGGAUGAGCUCUGUUGGACUCUAACAGCAAAGAAAAAUUACCAUCCAGACAAGAACAGCAGCAACAUACUGCCAGAGAAAGAUGCUUUUCGACUUUGGUGUCUCUUCAACUUUCUGUCUGAGGACAAAUACCCUUUGGUCAUGGUCCCAGAUGAGGUGGAGUAUCUACUGAAAAAGAUAUGCAUGGCUAUGAGUAUUGAGUUUAACUGUGUUGAAUUAGACGACUUCAUCUCCCAAGAUGCUGUGCAGCAGAAUGGCUUCACAGUUUGGGCAUUCUUGGAGAUGAUGAAUUCAGGGAAGUUAACCAGAGGAACAGAUCGAGGCAUUAUCAGCAUGGCUAUUGAGGAAAUUUACAGGGAAAUAGUUGGUGAUGUCCUCAAAGAGGGAUAUCUGUGGAAGAAGGGCCAGCUGAGGAGGAACUGGAAAGAACGGUGGUUCACCCUAAGACCAAGCAACCUGGCCUACUAUACCGGGGAAGACCGCAAAGACUGUCAAGGCAACAUAGUUCUAGACGGAAACUGCUGUGUGGAGGUGCUACCAGACCGAGAUGGGAAGAGGUGCAUGUUCUGUCUAAAAACCCUCUCAAAGACCUAUGAAAUGAGUGCCUCCGACACCAAGCAAAGAAAAGAAUGGACCACAGCUAUACAAACAGCCAUCAGGCUGCAUUUGGAGGGAAAGUCGUCCCUCCACAAGAACUUGAAGCUGAAGAGACGGGAGCAGCGAGAGCAGCGGGAAAAGAGGAGUCAGGCCAAAGAAGAAGAGCUGCAGAGGCUACGAGCCCUGCAGGAAGAACGGGAGCGAAAGAUGGCGGAGCUGGAGCUCCUGAAGGAGGCGCAGAAGCAGACUCAGACCCUCCUGGAGCAGGAGAAGAGGCGCCAGCAACAUGAGCAGAGGAGGCAGGCCCUGGAGGUCCAGCUUCGUGAAGCUGAGGAGGCGCGGGCCAGUAUGCAGGCAGAAAUGGCUCUGAAGGAGGAGGAGACAGAGAGGCAGAGGAGGAGGAUUCAGGAGCUGGAAGAGAUGCAGAAGCGCCUGGAGGAGGCACUACAGCAGGAGAUCAAGGCCAGGCUGGAUGAGGAGGCCUUUCGCUAUGCUCAGGCUGGGUUACUGGGUGAGGAGGAGGAGAAAAUGAAGGCCCUGAUGGCCCUUCAGGAGGAGCAAGAGGAGUACAUUCUGAAGACCCAGCGGGAGAAGCAGGAGCUGAAGCAGGAGAUGGAGAACAAGUCCCGGGCCUUGGAGGAGGCCCAGAGACAGUUGGAGGAGGUCCGUGCCAACCGAUACAGAGUUGACCAGGAUGUGGUGGCUGCUCAGAGGAAACUCCGCCAAGCCAGCACCAAUGUCAAGCACUGGAAUGUGCAGAUGAACAGACUGAUGCGUCCAAUUGGACCAGGAGAGAAAAGACCGUCCUUGCGAAGCUCUCUCCCCACUUUCCAAAUCCCCACACAGCAGGACCCUGGACUACGUCUCAGAAAGCAGUCUGAGGAGCAGGAUCAGUGGAGCAAGGAGAACGUUAACAAGAGUGCAGGGUGUGAAGGGGAGAAACGCCUCUCCCAGGCCUCCAAUGGAGACAUGGAUAUCCCGUAAAGAACUUCAAUCAGAUAGCUUGUUAAGUUCGUCUAUGAUCACACUUUAAGGCAUUGUGAAGAACACAAGUCCACUGUGUUAACUAUGUUCUUGCUGUGGGAUGGAGGACUGCAAGGCAAAUAGCUCAAGGGAAACGGACGGAGACAGACUUUAUUGCCAUUUGUAUUAAAAGUCGGAUAAACUCACAUCUUCUUGCAGGCAGCAAUGAUUUUGAACAUGUUUUAAUGAUGUUGUUUUCAAAACUAAUUUCACUUCAACCCAAGUGAUGCCUGCUGUCAUUACAAUGAUACCUCACAGUGAAGAAAUCAAAUCUUAAGUGUGACAGUUUUGAAAAUUUGAGGGCCAUUUUUGUCUUUCAGUGACUAUGAUGUGAAUAUAUUGUUCUGUAUUAUAAACAGGUCGAAAACGUCCAUCCUUGUAUAUGUAUUUCAAUUUUUUAAGCAAAAAACUUUUUGUUGCAUAACGUGAUUUUAAUCACUGUUGAUAGCACAAUGUCAUCCCAACAGUAUCUCGCUACAAAAGAAAAAAGGUGAAAAAAGAAAGAGCCUGAGACAAGUCUCGUACACUUCCUGUUUCUAUUAUCGGUUAGCAGGCUUGUAAAUAUUAGAACGCAUCAGAGGUUUUUGUCUGUGCCUCAGUUAACUGUAAAAUCUAACCUGUUAGUCAGGUGAACUGUAACGCUGAUUUUUGUAAUAAAAUUUCAACGGA